CCCAUUGGAAAGGUGAGACCGGGAGUUUGACGAUUGAUGAAAGGAAGCUGAAAUUUCAGGUGGACAAUGGCGUCAAUAGCUCUCAGUGUUCAAGCCUUUAACUCUCUUUCUCUUUCUACAACUUCUUCUCUUCAGAGGAACCAAAUUUCUGCUCUCUCUCACCUCCCCAUUUGCAGUUCAAAUCUGUCCAGAUAUAGCAAAAAUAGCAUCAAAUUCAACGGAAAUGUAAUCUCAAGAACAGGAAAUGUGGAACCCACAAAGAUUCGGGCGAUGUCGUCCGAUUCAGGAUUGGAAGACACUGUGAAGAAGACUGUUAGCGAGAACCCUGUUGUGGUUUACUCCAAAACUUGGUGUUCGUACUCUUCUGAGGUUAAAUAUUUAUUCAAGAGCCUUGAUGUGGAGCUGCGUGUUAUUGAAUUGGACGAAUUGGGUUCUGAAGGACUGCAACUGCAGAAGGCACUUGAAAAGCUUACUGGUCAACAUACCGUUCCCAAUGUGUUUAUAGGGGGAAGGCACAUUGGUGGUUGUACAGAUACUGUCAAACUACACCAGAAAGGAGAACUCGAACCUUUGCUGUCAGAAGCUGGUGCCAAAAAGACGGGGAGUUAGGCUUGUCUUAAUAUCCUUGAAGGGUUCCUGAGUUCUUGCUCCGUCAAAUCCUGACAAGAUACUGUCCUAGGUUUCUGUCAGUUCAAUGAUACUUCCUGGCUUUUUAAAUGGUAUCUGGAUGUGUGUUUUGCUUGUAUUAAGACUAGAUUCAUUUUGUUGUUGAAUGCAUUUCUCAUGUACUGGAGAUUGCACAAAUCACACUCUUUAGGGUUCUUAAUUUCUCAAAUUCACGUCUUCUGAAUCCAGAAAUUGCUUGUUAUGACUGAUAUAGUGCUACUUAUAAAGUAAAUUGAAUGAAUAAGCGUUGUUUGCUUUUGUGCUA
This is a messenger RNA of Olea europaea var. sylvestris, 931 nucleotides long. RefSeq names its product monothiol glutaredoxin-S12, chloroplastic-like. Lineage: Eukaryota; Viridiplantae; Streptophyta; Magnoliopsida; Lamiales; Oleaceae. Gene Ontology annotation, biological process: cellular response to oxidative stress. Gene Ontology annotation, cellular component: cytoplasm. The record is from RefSeq and is a predicted model, not a curated record. The transcript is spliced from 5 exons. Gene Ontology annotation, molecular function: glutathione disulfide oxidoreductase activity. Bases 67 to 609 code for a protein of 180 amino acids.